This is a messenger RNA of Saimiri boliviensis boliviensis (Bolivian squirrel monkey), 1333 nucleotides long. Lineage: Eukaryota; Metazoa; Chordata; Mammalia; Primates; Cebidae. The record is from RefSeq and is a predicted model, not a curated record.
AUGACCAUAUUCAGCUCAGCCACUCUCAGCCUCGACACCCGGAGCAUUAUUGGCAGUCCGUCCCCAUCCCCUACCUUUAAAUCCAAAGAUCUCCCACAGCCCAAAGCUGUUCCACUUCAACUCCUGUUGGCAUCAGGCCUCAGGAAUCAUAUUUCAGGAAGCUGUGAGGACAGCUUCCCUGACCCUGUCACCACCUGGAGAAUGACAACAAAGAGGACCCAGCAGAGCCUGCAGGUGGAAACUUGUAAGAGGCCUGAGCAGCCCCUCAUGCUGCACAGCUAUGGGGAUCCCUGCCCCUCCCCAGAAGGCACCACCACUGCUGCCCACUUCUGGAAGCUCCCGUCCGGAGCCAUCACACAGCCGCGCAGCAUCUGCAAGUGCCGGGCCCUGGAUCUCCCAGCCUUCAGCUCCAGGCUGGGCAAUGGAGGGAAGAGAAGCGGCCCCGCCCCUCCGACAUCGCCCGCCCACCUCAGCUCCUAUCUCCAGUCCGUGAUUGGGGGCAGCGGAGGCCCCGCCCCCUACGCCUGGGAGACCCGGGCCGGUCACUGUGGCGUUGAGGGGAACGCCGGUGCCCGGAGGGUGACACUCACCGGCUGCCCCCGGUGGCGGUGCCGGCUCAGGAGCCUCAGGGCCCUCAGGAACACAUUCCCCGCGGCCGUCGAGAACUUUCCUCAGGGCGCCCACAGUCCCGCCCCAUCUUCACCCGCUUUGCCCGCGGCUUCACAUUCUGAUCCUCGCCGCGCCUGUGGAAGCGCAGGAACCCCGUGUCCCCCCCGAAGGCGCCGCGGAGGACCUCAGGGCGCGGCCGGUGGAGGCGGAACCUGGCGGCCCCCAACACCCGAGAGUGCGGGCCUGGGCGCCGGGAACUGGCACGCCGGGGGCGGGAGAGGCGGAGGAAGCCUGCCCGGGUCUCCGCAAGGUCAGGGCCCACGGAGCAGCAGGAGGGGGCUCCGGGACGCAGAUCCGGCUUCCCUGGGAAUGCUGGAAUCCAAGGAGGAUCCUGGAGAUCUCCCACUUUAUGAAGCCCAUCCGCCACUCACUCUCUAGAACCCGGGACCCAGCAGGAACUAGACAGGACGCUCUCAUGAGUCCCUGGGGAAAAGCAAGAGCAAAGGGUGAGAGGUGGCGGUGAGGUCAGGGAAACUCCCGCAGAAUUCUCAGGAGAGGUUGGCUUAGUGUGUCUUCCCCGUCCAGCCACCUGUCCCAGAGCUGGAGAUGCUCAGGUUUAAGCCAGAAACUGUGUAUUUUUCUUGGUGGUGACAUAAUUCUUGUCCCCUUCUCUCCUGGAAAGAGAGCCCCAGACCAUCAAAGUGAUCCACUCUGCACACUUUUU